AUGCUAAGCGUAAUCAGAUAUCAUUUAUUUCCUAUGCAGCCAUAUAUAAAACUUAUGAUAUGAGCUUAUAUCAAUAAAAAUAAGGCAAAUAUUUUAAUUUAUCUAAGAAGUACUUUUAUAUUUGUUCAGAUUUGCUUAGCCCUAUUAACUUUUUAUGAUUUUUCAAAAACUGUAUCAAUCCAAAUUAUUAUGCAGAAUUAUUUUUUAUCGUAA
This is a messenger RNA of Blepharisma stoltei, 213 nucleotides long. NCBI's taxonomy places the organism in Eukaryota, Ciliophora, Heterotrichea, Heterotrichida, Blepharismidae. The record is from the annotation of a GenBank genome assembly.